Molecule: messenger RNA, 2244 nt
Organism: Penicillium longicatenatum
Lineage: Eukaryota; Fungi; Ascomycota; Eurotiomycetes; Eurotiales; Aspergillaceae
Product: putative C6 transcription factor
Exons: 4
Coding region: 1-2244 (747 amino acids)
Source: RefSeq, a predicted model, not a curated record
AUGGGGUUGAUGACUCAGCGACUCUUUGGCCCCGGGCUAGUUGACUUAGUUACAAGACUGCCAUCUGACUUGAUCACAAGCAUAUCCACCUUGGCAUCCACUCUCACAUCAUGGUGGAUUCUAUGGAAUCUGCAAGUUCCGAGUCUCGAGUGCGCAAGUUUACCAAAUCCUGCUCUCGGUGCAGAGCAUCAAAGCUCAAAUGCGACAGGAAAGAACCAUGUAUCGAAUGCACGAAACGUGAUAUUGGCCAUCUGUGUACUAAAGAUGAGCGUCAUCCAAGAGCAAAAAGGGCGAGAAUGGGCUCAAGUCAUGAAGAGUAUGAUGGGUCCAGCUGGUGGCAAUUUUACACUGUUGACUCGUAUCAGGACUCGAUCAAAAUCCCCCAUGUCAGAUGCGAUAGUUGCAGACGAAACUGCACAGAUUUUGGAGGAUUUCGUCGAGGGCUCAUCUCGGACCAAUAUGUUGUCUUCCUCUGGAUCAACCUCAUCUACACCGGCUCCCGAUUACCCUAACUUUUACUGGGAGACUGCAGAGUCUGGGAUGCAAAAUGAAAGAUUUUCGUUGAUAGAAGAGAUCACUAAUGCAUUCCCGGACUCGGAAAUGGCUCAUCAUCUCUAUGGGAUUUUUGUCACUCGCUGUCAGGGCCCUUUGGGUAAUAUCUUUCACACGCCCACAUUCCUGAAGCAUGCUGGCAGAAUUUGUGAAAGUAUUCACUCUGCAUCGUUCGAUUUAAACAUCGUAGCCAGUUCUUUCUCAAUGGAAAGUCUGGCUUGCUUUCUCAUGGCGCUUGUGCUCGGUCUCGCUUUUCAUCCCAAACCAAAUAUCCUCGGUUGGUCCUCCACAGGUAUGAGCGAGCGUGUAGAGGUUCUUCGGUCCUCAAGUCUCUAUUUGUCGACAUGGAGAACACUUGCAUUGCGUUGUCUGCGAGGGCGAAUUGGAGUAUUUUGUGCCUCGAUGGCUAGCUUACAAGCAGCCCUCAUGCUUCUACUAGAUGGGCAAAAUGAUAGUUUGGAGCUUGACUCUCUUCUGGUCACUGCAAUUUCGGGUGCUCAGAAGUUACACUUGCAUCGGUUGGGAGACGUGAAACUGGAUCCAUUAAAGACCUCUCCAGGUGAUGUUGAUAUGCCUUCGCACAUACGAACAGAACUCGGCAUCCGCAUCUGGUGGGCCUUCGUACUGCGAGAUUGGUGCCGGGGACACGUGCUGGGAUACUAUACUAUCCACCCGUCGCAGUUUAGCACCCGCAAACCCCUGCAUAUUAAUGACGAGGACCUUCGCCCAGAGGAAUCCGAGAAUCACGGAUCCAUUACCGAACGACCUCGAUCAGAAUUCACUAUGCUCUCUUAUACGAUAUAUGCCAUCGAAAUCGCUGGUUUGGUACGAGAGUCCGUUGACCUUCGCAAUCCUUCGUCUCAAGCACCGCAGGAGAAGACCGAGGCUACUAAAUUGAUGAAUGAGCUCAACAAGAAAUACGAAAAGCUUCUGAUUGCACUACCAUCUCACUUUAGACCCGGAAGCACAGUUGGCCUCACGUCAACAGGUCCCUUGGCAGCGGUACCAGUGCAGCAAUGGAUGUUACAGCAACAACUCUGGAGUUUAUUUCUUCGGCUUUACCGGGGGAAAAUGUCUAGCACAAGUCGUGCUACUUGUCAAAUCCUCGCACAGAAUAUCAUUAGCACCAGCACCCAAAUCCAGGCACGGUGCUCUGUCUGUGGCACCUUGUCGAUAAACGACAUUCAACUUUUCAAUGCUGCUGCUGCGCUUCUCAUUAAUCUGCUCUACACCAAGUCUGAAAAUCCAGAUGGGUUAGAGGGUGAUCUGAGUCGGAUAAUGAUCAAAGACAAGAUCAACGAGGCCAUUGAAAUACUGAAACUGAGAUCUGAUCCCGGAAAAUCCCAAACUCUGACACCACGAAACAUCUAUGUUUUAGAAUCCUUGAUGAACUUUGUCGAGGGUGUCAGUAGUCCUGAAGAUAGGCAUUGGGAAACGAAGGAGCUCAUCAAAGACAAGAAAACACAUGUGAUUCGUCUUCUAUCUACUUACCUGGAGGGCAACAAGUCAACCUACCCAGAGCAUGAUUCGGACUUCGCCAGCUCUACCAACACCUUUAUGUCUCUUUCAAAUACGCCAGCUGAUAUUUUUGGUGACUUGGAUGUCCUUCCCAUGCUCUCCGAUGAGACUGACUACGAUUUAUGGCAGUUUUUGGAUUUUACUCCCGAUUUACAAUCACCAGUUGUCCAAUAA